AUGAAGCCGUUCCACAUCUUCCUUCUCAUUCUGUGCUUCCCGGCCCUGAUAAGGGCCGGGACCUGGCAGAACAACGUAUCCCCGUCUAGAUCCAAGUUUGACAAGCACGUCGGAUCCGGUGCUAAGAAGUGCCAUGCCCGCAUGGUCAAACGUGGAGGCCCCCUUCUCUUCCCCCAGCCGAUCGAGCUCAACCUCGAUCAAGAGGCUCUCUUCCGCAGCCUCAUCGAGCACGUCUACUGGAUCAUGUACCUGAUUUCAGAAGACAGUGUCCAUCAUAGAGACGGUAUGAAGGCAACCAUUGAGGAUUGGAAAACGCUAAAACGGUGCAUCCCACACUACCGAUACAUCCUCCAGGAAGACAUGACGCACGCUUUCCUAGGUCUGAAGGAGGUUGCCAAGGUUCUGGCUAGAGUCGCUCCCGCAAUUCCUGGGGAGACUACUAUGCUUCUAUCGGAUGACUUGGCCAUGACAACGCUGAAGCUCGUCGGUUUCCUCAGCGAAAUGUACGCCGACAUUGGCAUGCCACAGUGGCUUCUCGAACAGCCCAGCGCUUCCAUGAGUGCCCUUCUCAGCUACCUCGCCUGCGAUAUCACCAAGCCCAGCGGUUGCGUCGACAUGCCCGACUUCCAGAGGAUAUACACCAACGUCAAGUACCAAAGCCCGGAACCUCCCCUGGUCGAAUACCGCGAGGACGAUGACCCGCAACCGUGA
This is a messenger RNA of Geosmithia morbida, 711 nucleotides long. RefSeq lists its product as uncharacterized. The transcript has 4 exons. The coding region runs from base 1 to 711 and encodes 236 amino acids. Lineage: Eukaryota; Fungi; Ascomycota; Sordariomycetes; Hypocreales; Bionectriaceae. The record is from RefSeq and is a predicted model, not a curated record.